AUGGGCACCCGGGGACCCUGGAUCAGCCCCGGCCGGAGCUCGGGGCUGUGCGGAGGCGGCAGUGGCAGGGGGCGGCUGAAAGCUGAGUGCUGGGUCAUGCGACACGGCACCGCCGCCGGCUCCGCAGCCAGCUCGCGCCUCCAGGAGAAACUCGAUCGGGGCCAACAGGUGCCCGUGGCCGCAGCCCCACUGAUCCCUAUAAGGGGAGCCAAGGAGAUCCCAAAAAUAGUGCUGCGUGCCUGGGAUGCCAAGGCUGCACCCGGAGACCACGGCCGCUGCACCAUGGAGCCCCCCUGGCUGGCGGGGGGCCCCAGGCAGGCAGCUCCCCAUCGUCCACUGCCCUCGCAGACGGACCAGCAGGCCGAAGCCCGCGCCUUCCUCAGCGAGGAGAUGAUCGCGGAGUUCAAGGCCGCCUUCGACAUGUUUGAUGCGGAUGGCGGCGGGGACAUCAGCACCAAAGAGCUGGGGACGGUGAUGAGGAUGCUGGGCCAGAACCCCACCAAGGAGGAGCUGGACGCCAUCAUAGAAGAGGUGGACGAGGAUGGCAGCGGCACCAUCGACUUCGAGGAGUUCUUGGUGAUGAUGGUGCGCCAGAUGAAGGAGGACGCCAAGGGCAAGUCCGAGGAGGAGCUGGCCAACUGUUUCCGCAUCUUUGACCGGAACGCGGACGGGUUCAUUGACAUCGAGGAGCUGGGUGAGAUCCUGAGGGCCACCGGGGAGCAUGUCACCGAGGAGGACAUAGAGGACCUGAUGAAGGACUCGGACAAGAACAACGAUGGCCGCAUCGACUUUGAUGAGUUCCUGAAGAUGAUGGAGGGCGUGCAGUAAGGGACCAGACAUUCCUCGGGCCAGCCGCUGCACCCAGCCCUGCUCCACUGCCGCACGGGGAGCAGCAGCUCUGCAGCGCCCGGCCCCCGGCCGCCCGCACCAUCUGGGACCCUGCCCCACGCCAGGGCCCCGGUCUCGCCCUGUCACCGGCGGCCGAGCUUUUCCUCCAGUCUGUCGCAUGUGGUUUCAGUUUGAGCCUCAUUAAAAGGGGAAAGGCUG
This is a messenger RNA of Nipponia nippon (crested ibis), 1047 nucleotides long. The record is from RefSeq and is a predicted model, not a curated record. Lineage: Eukaryota; Metazoa; Chordata; Aves; Pelecaniformes; Threskiornithidae.